Molecule: messenger RNA, 705 nt
Organism: Capronia coronata CBS 617.96
Lineage: Eukaryota; Fungi; Ascomycota; Eurotiomycetes; Chaetothyriales; Herpotrichiellaceae
Exons: 1
Coding region: 1-705 (234 amino acids)
Source: RefSeq, a predicted model, not a curated record
AUGUACAGCAAAACUCUCCUUCUUUCUGUCAUCUUGGCUGAGAUCUCGGCAACCCUGGCCACCCGAAACUCCCAUACCAGUUGCAGUCCUCUUACGCCGGCAGCACGCGUCACCAAUAGGCAUGUUCAUGGGCCCUUCCCUAUUCAACAGGUACUCGCAUAUCCGAGUGUAAGAGCUGGGUUGUUGGAGAGAAACACCGGAACGGACUUGGUCUGCUUCACUGCCAAUGCCGGGUCUUGUGCCGAAGUUUUGAAAUUUGCACACUGUUUGGCAUCCCGCACGUCUGAUGGUGAGGCAUGCGUCAUCAACCAAGGCUGCACGAUCCAACUCAUUCAGUGUCCACCAGAAGCCUUCCCCCUAAAAGACAACUCUGGGUGGAUGGACAAAGAUGGAUCCUCCAAGGACAAAGCUGGGCCAUUCAAUCCUGAAGACCAAGCAGGCGAGUCCCCAGCAGACUCAAUGCUCAUCGCUCGUACCCCAAAGGAGGAGCAAUUCGUCAUCCCAGCCGCCCCGGCUCAACCUCCCAAGCCGGAAUUGAAGAAGAAGUCACCAAUUGUGAUUGACAUCGAUCAGUCCAACACCAUUGCCGAAGAAGUCGACUCGGCAAUGCCAGACUCGGUCAAAGAAGCAAUGCUCAACAGCGACUCUGAUACUGCUGUUCAGUCCUUGGCUCAAGAGUUCUCCGGCGACACUCUUCCUCAAUAG